Molecule: messenger RNA, 1425 nt
Organism: Kwoniella mangroviensis CBS 8507
Lineage: Eukaryota; Fungi; Basidiomycota; Tremellomycetes; Tremellales; Cryptococcaceae
Exons: 4
Coding region: 1-1425 (474 amino acids)
Molecular function (GO): protein binding
Source: RefSeq, a predicted model, not a curated record
AUGCCAGCUCCUCCAUCAUCAAUCUACGCUACCCUCUCCUCUCCACUCCCUUCAAAACCAUAUAUCCUCUCGAUCAAACCUUCACCGACCAGCCCACAUCUCAUCCUCCGUCACCCAGGACCUGAUCUCACCUUGGUGGAUAACCAGACGUUGCAACCUGUUGAAAGACUCACAGGUGAACAUCAGGGGAACGUCACUGCAAUCGCUGUAGAUCAAGAUGCAAUCUGGUCAAGUGCGAAAGACGGGAGUAUUGUAAGAUGGGAUGAGAGGAGUAGGAGAGCUGGGACUGUUAUACGGGCUGCCGUAAGAAAACCUAUUCCUGUGACUGCUCUUACUAUCUCCGAGCGGGAUCACCUGGUAAUAGCAGGAACAGAGCUCGUAUCCUCCGAAUCGCAUAUAAUGUAUUGGGAUAAUCGAAAUCCCUCUCAAACCAUAUACUUACAUUCCUCAACUCAUUCAGACGACAUAACCAAUCUAUCCAUCUUACCUUCAACAUCAACUUUCCAAUCAUCUGCAUCCAGUAGUAGGAAUGGACCAUUACCUCAAAGAUUGUUAUUAUCCUCAUCGACCGACGGGUUAAUAGCAUUAAGUGAUCUGAAAGAGGCGGACGAAGAUGAAGCUGUUAUCUGUACGGAGAAUUGGAAUCAGAGUAUAGCAGAUUCGAAUUGGUAUUUGCAUAAGGGGAAAAUGAAGUUCUGGGCUAGGUCAGAUAUGGAUGGCAUAGCUACGUGGGAUUUGGGAUUGGGUGGUGAAGCGGGAGAUGAACUGGAGCUUCAAAACCAUAUCGAAUACCCCUCAUCAUCAUUCAAAUUCAAGUCUUUCAAACCUCCCAAACAAGGUCCGACGUUCACUCAAACAGCAUCGGAAGAGAUGGAAUCCAAGAUUCAAUUGAAAUCAGAUUACCUUAUCGACGUUAUACCGUCUCUCGGAGUAGGUAAGAAUGGAGGUGCGAUCACGGCUGUCGGUACGAACGAAGGCGAUAUAAUCCUUCAACAUCAUUCUACAUCUACAGAUUAUUCACCUUCAGCUUAUCUCUUAUCUGGUCCGUCGAAAAGUAGAGGGCACAAAGAUGUGGUCCGAGCAUUAUUUCACGACUUAUCGAACGAAGCGAUCUACACCGGAUCAGAGGACGGGGUGAUAUCUGGCUGGAACCUCAACUCGUUACCUGAUAAAUUGGUAGUAGGCGAUGACGAGAUUGAUCUAUCGGGAGAUGAGAAUGAGGACGAGGAUGAAGAUAUGGAUGAGGAAAGUGAGAUUGAAACUGAAUCUGAAGAGAGUGAUAGGAGUGAUGAUAGUAUGGGUUUAGAUGAUGAGGAAGAGAAAGGUCCAAGGUAUGGACCGAUCAUAGGUGGUGGAAAUAAUGCAGAUAAAGGAAAAGAUAAGAGGAAAGAGAAAAGGAAAGGAAACAGGUUCGGACCGUACUGA